Messenger RNA from Lactuca saligna, 374 nucleotides. NCBI's taxonomy places the organism in Eukaryota, Viridiplantae, Streptophyta, Magnoliopsida, Asterales, Asteraceae. The record is from the annotation of a GenBank genome assembly.
AAGGAGAAGCUUGAAGAGGGUUUUAUGCCAAUUUGUGCUCUAGCGUGUUAGAUGAGAAAUCUAUUGUCAAAUAUUCGGUUGUCAACAACUGCUCCUAUGGCAAUUAUGUUAGAUUUAGAAGCAAUUGCAAAGGAAUGGAGGGAAUAUAUGAUCUCAUACAUGUUGCGUUUUAUGUUGUUGAUGCAAUUUUAUGCUGGUACAGUUGGCAUACAAUCACAACAAUUAUAAUUCAACCGAAUAAAAUAGAUCUCUUUUGCUCUGUUCGGUUCCAGAAAAGAUGGAAAAGAGAAAUAAGUGAAUUCAAAAGUUUGAUCUUUUGGACAGAAAGAAGAACUUAUGAGAUCAGGUUUUGCGUGUUGGGGCAGAGCCUUUAA